This is a messenger RNA of Raphanus sativus (radish), 1587 nucleotides long. RefSeq names its product DEAD-box ATP-dependent RNA helicase 35-like. Lineage: Eukaryota; Viridiplantae; Streptophyta; Magnoliopsida; Brassicales; Brassicaceae. The record is from RefSeq and is a predicted model, not a curated record. Gene Ontology annotation, cellular component: spliceosomal complex. Gene Ontology annotation, molecular function: RNA helicase activity; zinc ion binding; RNA binding. The coding region runs from base 79 to 1305 and encodes 408 amino acids. The transcript has a single exon. Gene Ontology annotation, biological process: mRNA splicing, via spliceosome.
CGAAAGAUCUCUGCUCUGCUUUGAUUAGGUUUCUUUGAUUCGCUAGCCUGGGGGGGGGGAGAAAGUGGAUUUCGAAUCAUGGAAGACGAUGACGACUACGUGGAGUACGUUCCAGUGGCGAAGCGCAGAACGAUGGAAGAGCAGAAGAUUCUCCAACGGAAGGGGAAGGUAGUGGAGCUGGAGGAGGAAGCAUCAGCCGAGAAGGAGAAGCUCGCCGAAUCCAAACCCAGCUUGCUCGUCCAAGCAACACAGCUCAAGAAAGACGUACCAGAAGUCAGUGCCACGGAGCAGAUAAUCCUACAAGAGAAGGAGAUGAUGGAGCACUUAUCUGAUAAGAAGACGCUCAUGUCUGUUCGCGAGUUAGCCAAAGGUAUCACAUACACGGAGCCUCUUUUAACACCUCCUUUGCACGUUAGGAAGAUGUCUAGGAAGCAGAUGGAUUUGAUUAGGAAGCAGUGGCAUAUCAUUGUUAGCGGAGAAGAGAUUCCGAACUUCAAGGACAUGAAGUUCCCUAAAGCUGUUUUGGAUAAGCUCAAGGAGAAAGGGAUAGUGCAGCCGACUCCUAUCCAAGUCCAGGGCCUUCCUGUGAUUUUGUCUGGGAGAGAUAUGAUUGGGAUUGCAUUCACUGGAGCUGCGAAUCUUGAUGUCAUACAGGAGGUUGAAUACGUCAAACAAGAAGCAAAGAUUGUUUACCUCCUCGAGUGCCUGCAGAAAACCUCUCCGCCGGUUUUGAUUUUCUGCGAGAACAAGGCUGAUGUUGAUGAUAUCCACGAGUAUUUGUUACUGAAAGGAGUGGAAGCUGUGGCUAUCCAUGGAGGGAAAGAUCAGGAGGAUAGAGAGUACGCUAUCUCUUCGUUCAAAGCUGGGAAGAAAGACGUCUUGGUCGCUACUGACGUUGCUUCAAAGGGUCUAGACUUCCCUGAUAUACAUCAUGUUAUAAACUACGACAUGCCUGCGGAGAUUGAGAACUAUGUGCAUAGGAUAGGAAGAACAGGUCGGUGUGGGAAAACUGGGAUAGCAACUACGUUUAUAAACAAGAACCAAAGCGAGACCACGCUGCUUGAUCUGAAACACUUGUUGCAAGAAGCUAAACAGAGGAUUCCGCCUGUCCUCGCUGAGCUGAAUGAUCCGAUGGAAGAAGCAGAGACCAUUGCCAAUGCAAGUGGUGUCAAGGGUUGUGCUUACUGUGGAGGUUUGGGACAUCGUAUUAGAGACUGUCCAAAACUGAAGCACCAGAAGAGUGUGGCAAUAUCUAAUUCUAGAAAAGACUAUUUUGGCUCUGGUGGAUACAGAGGAGAGAUAUAAUCUUGUUUCGAGGUUCGUGUUCCAGUCUCGUUUGAGAAACCCUUUUUGCAAGUAGUUACUCUGAUCUAUAGCUGUCACCGAAUUGAGAUUUCUAUUCCUUCUACUUUUAACUUUGUCAUCUGGAUAUUUUCCUAGCCGUCUAAAGAGGAAACUCAAGUCUAGUAUAAUGUAUGUUUCAAAUGUAGUCUGUAAUUUCAAGUUUUGUAUCAUUAAACAUCUCUAUUCUGUGAUAAACAAAACUGGGCCAGAAGGCCCAGAACAAAAACUGUAGGGAUUAUAAGC